CACCUCCUCCUCUCUCCUCCUCCUCCUCUCUUUUUGUUAUAACUCCGCUUUGUUCGGCUCGCUCCUCCAGUCGCGCGGUUCGCCAGCUCGGAGACGCGCGUUCAGCUUUAAAGGCAGAGCGGCUCGGGAAUAUUCCCCGCCAUUUCCUCGUGCCGAGCCCUGGAAUGUCGAAUAGUGGCUCGAGCUCUUCCUCGCGGAAGGAGUUCGACGUGAAGCAGAUCCUCAGGAUCCGAUGGAGGUGGUUCGGUCACCCCGCGGUUGCUCCGCCUCACUCCCCGCCGCCGCCGCACGGAGACUACUUCAGCGCGAGGAGGACGGGUAGCAGCUCCGCGGACGGACCCUCCGUUAGCGGCAACUUCAGCUCAGCCGGCGUGAACCCGGGAGGAGGCGCAGGGAGCCGCGGCGGGCUGGUGGCCAGCGGCAGCGCCGGGUCUAACCUGUGCAGCGGCAGCAGCCGAAAGUUUGCAGAGCCGCCUGCGAGUCGGGCCGGUCCGGGAGGAGCGGCUGCUGGAGCCACGGGGAACUCCUGCACCCGCUCCGUCAGCCAGCCAGAGUGCAGGAGCUCCGCCGCGGGGCUCUCGUGGGUGUCCCCGCCGCCUCGUCGCCGCCCUCGCCCGGCGACAAGCAACAUGGAACCCCCCGGUGAGGCCCCGGUGCCCCAACUGGCCGUGGAGCCUUCGGCUCAUGUCGGGCUCCAGGAGGAGGUGGAGGCGGCGGCGGCGGCAGCAGCAGCGGGCACCGAGGAGAACAACCAUCCGGAAACAGACUCCAGCUCCUGCAGGACGUCUAACAGCAGUGUGACCCUGUCCUCGUGUGUGUCGAUGGAGCCAUGCGCGUGUCCAGAAGAGUCCAUGUUCACUGCUUUGUCCCAUGCUGAUGUUACCUUCCGCAAGAUGGAGGGCUACCUGAGGAACAGACAGCUGUGUGACGUCAUACUGGUAGCUGGAGACAGAAGGAUACCUGCACACAGACUGGUCCUCUCGUCUGUGUCAGACUACUUUGCAGCCAUGUUUACUAGUGAUGUGCGUGAGGCCAAGCAGGACGAGGUGAAGAUGGAAGGCGUAGACCCUGAGGCGUUGUGGGUCCUGGUUCAGUAUGCUUACACAGGCCGUCUCGAGCUAAAGGAGGACACCAUUGAGUCUCUGCUAUCCGCCUCCUGCCUGCUGCAGUUGUCCGCUGUGGUCCAAGCCUGCUGCUCCUUCCUGGUGAAGCAGCUCCACCCCUCCAACUGUUUAGGCAUCCGCUCCUACGCCGACGCUCAGGGAUGCUACGACCUGCAGAGGGCCGCUCACGCCUACACCAUGGAGCACUUUCUGGAGGUAGUUGGAAGCCAGGAGUUUGUUUUGCUUCCGGUGGAGGAGAUGGAGCGGCUGCUGACAUCUGAUGACAUCAACGUGCCUGAUGAAGAAACCGUCGUGACCUCUUUGCUCAGUUGGGUCAGUCACGAUCCAUCCGCUCGGCAACGCCACCUGCCCUCGCUGCUGGUUCACGUCCGACUGCCGCUGCUGCAACCACAGUUUUUGGCAGACCUGGAGUCCAACCCUCUCCUCUGUGACAGUGUGGAGUGUCAGCGGCUCCUGAUGGAGGGGAUGAAGUAUCACCUCCUGCCCCAACGCCGGCCCCUGCUUCAGAGUCCACGCACCCGGCCCCGCAAGGCCACUGUAGGGGCCAUGUUUGCUGUCGGGGGGAUGGACGCUUCAAAAGGUGCCACGAGUAUCGAGCAGUACUGUCUGCGUCGGGACACGUGGAGGCAGGUGGCCACCAUGAGCGGACGGCGACUACAGUUUGGUGUGGCUGUCCUGGACGGACGUCUUUAUGUGGUCGGAGGCAGAGACGGACUCAAGACCCUGAACACUGUGGAGUGUUACAAUCCUCACAGCAAAACCUGGAGUGUCAUGCCGCCCAUGUCCACACACAGGCACGGCUUAGGUGUGGCUGUACUAGAGGGGCCCAUGUAUGCAGUGGGGGGGCAUGACGGCUGGAGCUACCUCAGCACAGUGGAAAGGUGGGACCCCCAAGCUCGCCAGUGGAGCUUUGUUGCCAGCAUGGCUACACCUAGAAGUACGGUGGGAGUAGCUGUUCUCAGUGGGAAGCUGUAUGCCGUCGGAGGUCGUGACGGCUCCUCCUGCCUGCGCUCGGUGGAGUGCUUCGACCCCCACACCAACAGGUGGACGGGUUGUGCUCCCAUGGCGAAAAGGCGUGGAGGUGUGGGCGUGGCCACAUGGCAUGGCUUUUUGUACGCCAUCGGAGGUCACGAUGCUCCGGCGUCGUCUCUUGCGUCUCGGUUAAGUGACUGUGUGGAAAGGUACGACCCUCAGACAGACGUGUGGACGGCUGUCGCCCCCAUGAGCAUCAGCAGAGAUGCUGUAGGCGUUUGUCUCCUUGGCGACCGCCUCUAUGCUGUGGGCGGGUAUGACGGACAGGUGUAUCUCAACACUGUGGAGGCGUACGACCCUCAGACCAAUGAGUGGACGCAGGUUGCCCCUCUGUGUCUGGGAAGGGCGGGAGCUUGUGUGGUGGCCGUCAGACUGUGAACACGUGAACAGAGAUAUAUGAUGACAGACUAAAUGUACACGAUGUGGCUCAGAGGCUCGCAUCACCUUCUCCGCCGAGGCUUGAAGAGACGCCGAGCAAACCAGCUGUCUUCACUGAGGAAACAAGAAACGCCUUCCUGGGCAGAUUUACCCUCAGAUAUUAUCCUUUUGUGUGUGUGUCUGCUCACAAAUCCUUCACGUUUUAGCAAAAGAUCUGGGUAAUGUCCAGUGCAGAAACAUCUGCAGCAUUUAUCUGAGAAGGACAGAACAGCUGCCUUUUAGGGAUGUUUUUUUUUCCUCUAAGCAAAGUGAAACACACACAGGUAGUAUAAAACCUACAUUACUGCUCUCAGCUUCUCUUUCUGCUGACAAAGAACUGACAGACAGAGGGAGAGAUUGUCACGACUGCCUCAUCAUUUUAAGCUCUCGGCUUUCCUAACAAAAUCUGAUCGUGCGUUUUGAUGCUAUUUUAAUACAAACCCUAUUUUUAUUUAUUCUUUUUGCUGCCGUUGGCAAGUGCACUUCUGUUUUGCUUUGCCUCUGUUGCCCGCUGACAGAUGAAAGCAGGAGUUUUGACAUAAUCAGCACAACCUCAUAAACAGCUAUUCUGCGAAAGGCUUUACUUUCAGUCAGAAACACAUUAUGCUUCAUCUGAUAGAUUUCUGCAUGUCUUUCAUGUUGGAUCAGCCCAGAUAUGAAGCCUCUGUGUCAAUUAUUUUAACAGAAAUUACCCAGGCUUUAUCCUUCUCCUUUGCUUUCCACUGCUGAAAAGCAAAGAUGGGCAAUAAUGUUUUUGCCCAUGUCUGAGUUACACUUUUAGCAAAAUAACACAACUAAUUUGAUAUUUGAAAACCCAAAAAGUGACCACAACUUGGUCAGUUUUGCUAAUGUGUAAUUAAAUUUACUGUGGUAGUAGCUGACAGUUACCCUCAACAUAUUGCAUGAGGCUGCACAUAAUGUCAUGUACAACGUUUGACCAAAACAGCAACACUUCUGUCAUUUCUCAGUCUAAGAUGUUCUCAAUAUUACACUUUAAAGUGCCUGUGACAUGCAUAUCCUUCAAAUACAAAAAAAAAAAAAACAUUUUUAUAUCUAAGAGACUUGAUAUAAUAAACACAAUUUUACCCGUUUUGUCACAUAAUUGUCAUAUUUCCUUUGAACUCAGCUCAAAAAAAGUGAAACAGGAAGUGACAUCAAAGGGAAACUCUUUAAGAAAAGGAACUCCCUGGUCUUUAUUUAUUGAAACAAUAUUAUUUGAACUUAUUCUAUACAGUCUGUGCUGUCAGCCAUUGUAGCAUUCCCCUUUGACAUCACUUCCUGUUCAUCUCGUCUAUUUUGCAACAUCAUUGUUAACGUUCCAAAAAUGCAUUCAUAUUUAUAACAAACAUUUGACGUCACAGGCACUUUAAUAUGAACGGCGUUGGGCGGUAGAUGUAUUUCUUUACAGAAUACCAGGCCUUUAAUUUCAAAUCUGUUUUUCUUUCUGCAGCUGGUGUUCAUUAAGCGUUAAUGGCUUUACAGCCUGAGAAAUAAUAAAAACACAGUGGUCAUCAUGUGUUCAUCCCUGCAGGGAGAAUUUGUUUUCCAUUUCCCCCCAGAGCACAAGGUCAGCAAAUGUACAGGCUCAGGUUUUUAAACAGGGUCCUCUGAGCUUUUCUGUCCACCAGCCACCUUAUUUUCCUUCGCUGUAGAUGUUUUGUCAUUGUGUGUGUGUGUGCGAGAAGUAUAUUUUUAUCUCAAAUGAGAAUCUUCCCUCCAUUCCUCUCUCCACUUCCUUUGUUCCCUGCUGUUCCCUGCCACACACACACAUACACACUCAGACUCUUGCACCGUUUCAUUUCGAAGCAGGGCUGAAUUCCCAGAUAAAAAUGAGCAGCAGACCAUAUGAUGAGACUGAGUUUAAUGAUGUUGAUUUCAACUUGCAGCAGCAUUUUGUUUUGAUGUCAUGUUCAAAGCGUUGUGAGAUUCUGCUGGAGACAAAGUACGAGACGUGAAGGGAAGAUGAAUCUGUGGAGCAAACUCGCGCCGUCACACUCGUGGGCCGUGACAAGAAACAUGAGCAGUACAGACGCAUCCUGUAAGAAACUCAGUUUGGUUUAAUUCACGUCUGAUACAAAAGAAGAAAUCUGACAGCGAGAGUCGAAGCAGGCGUCCCGUCUCAGCUCACAGAUUUGGAGCUAAUGUAGCACACAGGAUGCACUUUAUAUUUACAAGACAGCUAAAAGCCAAGAGCCUCGGGAGCUGAUGAAGAAGGAAAAAAAGAUGCCCAACUUUACCAGCAAGCUGACACAUACGGAGUAGCAGUUCUCCACAGUUGAGCUGAUGUUUAUCCAAGUCUAAUGCACAGCAGCAUUGUUCUAGUUUCUCCCCCCAUCAAACCUGCCUGCUGGUUAUUUCAAGUAAUUCUCUUUAGAUCUCAGCAGAAGUGUGUCACCUCCACUGUGUGGUUUCAGGCCGAGGUUAACGAAACAGAACCACAGACAUUCCAAAUCGUUAUAAAUAAAUUGUAUACAUGUACAUAAAUAAAUCUGUUUUUGCAUUAUGAUGUAUUUAAUUCAUACUAAAUGUACCACGUAUUGUGUGCUUCUUUUGUACCAAGAGUUCAGGUGAAGUGUAAAUAAAAAGGUUGAUGCUA
Molecule: messenger RNA, 5169 nt
Organism: Austrofundulus limnaeus
Lineage: Eukaryota; Metazoa; Chordata; Actinopteri; Cyprinodontiformes; Rivulidae
Gene: klhl5
Product: kelch-like family member 5
Exons: 13
Coding region: 165-2534 (789 amino acids)
Molecular function (GO): protein binding
Source: RefSeq, a predicted model, not a curated record